GUCCCCUUCCGUGUGAUGAAACGGAAGUAUGCUCACAGCUGUAGGAUUAGAGACAUUCAGGGCAUUUUCGAGAAACUCACGUCCUGCAGUUAACAUGGCACAUAAUACACAUAUAUAGUAAAACCGUCGUUGUACCUAUUGAUAUGUGGUUUAGUUCAACAUGCGUAAAACGCGUGCACAAGCGCAAAUGAACACAAUUCCAUGGAACGCUUCAUUGCAAGGAACGAAUGGAUUCAUUCUGCGUUGGCGGAUGGUCAAGGAAAGUCAGGGGAAAACGCUGGACAUUUGAUCUCAACAAAGUGCAGCCUUUUAUUGAGCACAACGAAUGCAUCACAGAGAGCAUUUCGUUCAGAGAAGGUAUCAUAGAGUAACAAAUCCUUUUUGGGAGACUGUUCAGCAACUGUUUGGCUAUUUGAUCUUAUAUGCGCGCAAGUAUCGAACUUAUUACAUCAAAUGGAUUCAUUAUUUAAUUGCCUUCAACAGUCUCUGUUUGAUGCGCAUGGUUGGUUACAUUUGAAAGAGUUGUGAUGGUGGAUUGGAAUAAUUGGGCGGACACUUACUGUUAACACGUUUGUGCGUAAAUGAACAGAGGAAUUGAUAACGAAAACCGGCAGUGGCCCUUCUCUGUGCUUGGGGAGAAUUCGGGUGGGGGACACGCAGCCGAUUUCAUGUUUGCCACAAUAUUGGUUUAUUCCCCGCAGCAUUGACGUAAACAAGAACAAACAACUCUGUAAUAUUAAGUUAUAAUUACUCUCAAAUUUCAAUACGCAAAACACGUAAAAUGUGAAUUAUGUAUGCAAAUAAGGAAGACCCGAAGUUGUUUCUAUUCCAAAGAGCUUUCGUUGACGUUGACUGCCAUUCCAAUUUCCUUCAAACGCACGUCCUUCACCGGCAGACCUAUUUAAUCAGUUACACAUUUUAUUUGGUGUCAGUGAGUGGAUACCAAUUUUGCACAAUAGGAGCAACAUUUAAUAGAACCAUUUAAUCUAGUCUAUCGUCAUUGCAUCUAUUUACAAAGGAAACCGUAGGCUAUGUCUAAAUGCGGGUUUAAAGACCCCUAUUCCAAAGCAGUCGUGCAAAUGGCUUCAUUCCCUGACUCAGACUUGAUGACAUGCCCCCUAUGCAAACAACUGUGCUGCUCCUCUGCUCCACUCUCCUCCAACUCUUCUACCUCCUCGUCCUCGUCUCAUACCUCAACUAGCUCAUCUACCUCAUCCUCCAGAAGGCUCCACGUCCUCCCAUGCCUCCAUGCCUUCUGCAGGCAGUGUCUGGAGGGCCAGCGGAACCCCGAAGACCCCUUGAAACUCCGGUGCCCGACUUGUGACCUAAAGGUUCUAAUGCCCGUAUCAGGAGUAGAUGCCUUGCCCUCGUCAAACUUUUUAUUUAGCAACAUGUUGGAUGCCGUGGUAAAUUUGUCUGAGGAGCAAAUCAACAAUACUGUUAGCAGCAGGAGCAACAACUUGUCUCACAGACACAGCAGAGAGCCCCUGUGCAGCUCUUGCAACGAGGGCAAUCCCGCUACCUCUCACUGCCGAGACUGCCAGGAGUACCUAUGUAACAACUGUGUAUGGGCACACCAGAGGGUCCGGCUUACCAAAGAACAUUUCAUUGAUAGACUAGUGGAGAGUCUGUUUCACCAACACCUGGGGAACCGAACCAACAACUCUAACAACUCUCCUACUGCCACUCUGAGCCGGUCCUCCUUCCAGUCGAGCUACUCUCUGCUGCCUGUCUUUAAGGACAGAGAGCAUGACAAUGCGGUUCUGCAUUUCUUCUGUGAUACGUGCUCCGUGCCUGUCUUUAGGGAGGCCAGUGUGGGUUGUCACUCGGGCCACAGCCUCCUCUACCUCCAGGAUUCCCUGCAGGACUCCAGGACCCUCACCAUCCAGCUGCUGGCAGACGCCCAGCGGGGCAGGCACGCUGUACAGCUGAGCAUUGAGAAAGCACAGGCCGUUGCUGAGCAGGUGGAACUGAAGGCCAUGGUGGUCCAGUCAGAGGUCAAAGCCAUCACACAGCGUCAUAAGAAGGCCCUGGAGGAACGAGAGUGUGAACUACUGUGGAAAGUUCAGAAUAUCCGUCAGGUGAAAGCCAAGUCCCUCUAUCUCCAGUUAGAGAAGCUGCACCAGAACCUGACCAAGCUGGACAGCACCAUCUCUACAGUAACCCAGGUCCUAGAGAAGGGCAGUAGUCUGGACCUGCUGCUGGCCAGAGAGAGCAUGCUCCUCCAGAUCACAGAGCUUAAGGCCCUCGGGGAGCUGUUACUGCCGCAGGAUGAUGAUCGCAUCCUGUUCACCACCCCCGACCAGACCUUGCUCCUUGCCAUCCAGUCCCUAGGUCUGGUCAGCUCCGGGGCCUUCGCCCCCCUCACCAAGGCCCAGGGAGAGGGGCUUUGUCGGGGCUUGCAGGGUAAGCAGGCUUCCUUCACUGUGGUGGGGUAUGAUCAUGAUGGAGAGCUCAGGCUGUCUGGUGGGGACGGUGUGUCAGCUGUGGUGGUGGCGUCCGAUGGUAACCUGCUAAACGCUGAGGUGACCGACCAUCAGAACGGGUUGUACACGGUCAGCUACCUGCCCAAUGUAGAAGGAGAACAUCUGGUGUCAGUUCUUAUCUGCAACCAGCACAUCGAAGGCAGCCCCUUUAAAGUGCUGGUCAAGUCUGGCCGUAGCUAUGGAGGUAUCCCCUUGCCGGUGGCCUCGUUCGGCAGGGAGGGGGACGGAGAUGGGCAGCUGUGUCGCCCCUGGGGGGUGUGUGUGGACAAAGAGGGCUACAUAAUCGUAGCUGACCGAAGCAACAACAGGGUGCAGAUCUUCAAGCCGUGCGGUUCCUUCCACCACAAGUUUGGUACGCUGGGCUCUAGACCAGGCCAGUUGGACCGACCAGCUGGGGUGGCCUGCGACAGCCAGAGGAGAAUCUUCGUUGCCGACAAGGAUAAUCACCGCAUCCAGAUCUUCACCUUUGAAGGCCGGUUCCUCCUCAAGUUCGGGGAGAAGGGAACCAAGACCGGUCAGUUCAGCUACCCCUGGGACGUGGCGGUCAGCUCGGAGGGAAAGAUCCUCGUCUCAGACACCCGGAACCACCGCAUCCAGCUCUUCAGGCAGGACGGCACAUUCCUCAACAAGUACGGCUUUGAGGGGGCUCUAUGGAAACACUUGGACUCCCCCAGAGGCGUGGCCUUUACUCAGGAGGACCACCUGGUGGUGACAGACUUCAACAACCACCGUCUGUUGAUCAUCCGGUCGGACUGCCAGUCGGCCCGCUUCCUGGGAUCAGAGGGAACUGGUAACGGUCAGUUCCUGCGGCCGCAGGGCGUAGCAGUGGACCAGGAGGACCGCAUUGUGGUGGCUGACUCCCGGAACCACCGGAUCCAGGUGUUUCAAACCAACGGCAAUUUCUUAUGCAAGUUGGGGACUCAGGGUAGCAGCUUUGGACAGAUGGAUCGCCCAUCGGGUAUAGCUGUUACUCCUGACGGAAGGAUUGUUGCCGUGGACUUUGGAAACAACCGAAUCAUUAUGUUCUAGGCUAGGCAGUUUGUCUGCUGGUUUGCAAAGAAAGAAACAUUGAAGAGGAGAUUUUGAAACACACCCAGCAGAUGCAAAUGUCUUUGUGAGCAAAUGGAGACGGUAAUAUUGAAACUUGACCUUUUCUCUCAGCUUUACCUCUAUUUUGAAAGAGCAAAUCAAUGUAGAACAUGAACCACUGCCAACAAGGGGUUAUUGUCAUAAGCUGACAUUUUGAACCCUAUAGAAGGCCUUCUGUGACAGUAUCUGGCUCGAUAGUUGUCUUUGCUCCUGAUGUGUGCGUCAAAAUCUCUGAUUUUCUCAGGGAAUUUCUUGCAUUCUUGAAAUAUUUCCUACCUCAUGUAGCUGUGUAUGAAUGUACUCCUUUAUUAUUUGAUGGAGAUUUUGCCAGUGGAGUUUUGAUAAAGUAACUACCUCAAUGCAAGAGAAAAGUAUAGUUAACAUGAAGCAACAUUUGGUUGAUAUUUGCACAGAAAGCACUCACACAUUUUCUCUAAUUGUUACUGUUGACAUAAAGCGUGUGAAAUCCCAGAAUGUUGCUGAGAACAAUGUAUUUCCUGUGUUACAUACAUGUGGAAACGUGGAGUCAGACAUUUUUUAUAAACUCAGCAACUGUUA
Molecule: messenger RNA, 4133 nt
Organism: Oncorhynchus nerka (sockeye salmon)
Lineage: Eukaryota; Metazoa; Chordata; Actinopteri; Salmoniformes; Salmonidae
Product: E3 ubiquitin-protein ligase TRIM71-like
Exons: 4
Coding region: 1032-3515 (827 amino acids)
Biological process (GO): proteasome-mediated ubiquitin-dependent protein catabolic process; protein polyubiquitination
Molecular function (GO): ubiquitin protein ligase activity; zinc ion binding; protein binding
Source: RefSeq, a predicted model, not a curated record